AGAGAUGUUUCAAACUCUGCAUCGCCGCUCGUUGAGUCACUUCUCCCAAAAAGCAGCUGUUUUAAGCAGAAUUAAAAGAGGGUGUGACACUGAGAGGCCUGCUCUGUCUGUGUGUGCUGAUGGCGGGGUUUUUUUGUACUUUAAAUCCUUAAAAUGAGAUCAAUUUAAACUCACAAUACUGACCUGGAUGGAUGGAUGAAGACUAUCUGAAUUCUUUCAGCCAGUUUAUUUGAUAUUUUAUAGUUUUGAGCUUCUCUUGCUGCUGUUUUCCUCUUUUACAGACUGUCACCCCUCGCUGCCAACAAGAAAAUGGGUGUGCGUUAAAAGCAUGAUAGCGGCAGGAUUUCCUUUACUUAUCUGAUGUCUUGAGGAGGAUGAAGACUUAAGGGUAAGUGCCAGUGUCUUUGCAAAGCUUUUUUCUUUUAGAUUAAAAUGUGAGAUUUAUUCAAAUUUCCUUCUGUAAAGUGCUCUGAUCGACAUGUUGGCUUUGUGGUAUACCACGCUGCCAGGGUGUUGUCAUCUCUAGAAAACUUCUCUCUGCCAGUUUAAUUUCACAACCCCCUCAUUUUCAAUUUCCAUGAAACCAUUUCACAAUGUGCUUAUCGCAAACUACUGUAGUCUUUUGAAUUUAGAGAUGAAUAUUCUAAAGUAAGGUCUGCAAUCAGUUAAGAUUUGCAAUAUAUAACUCUACCCACACAAAAACCUUGCAACAGAUGAAAAUAAUGUCUUCAAAAGAACAAAUUUGAAGGAUAAAAACCCUCUAGAGUUUAUAGAAACCUUUGAUAACAUCUGAAAAUCAAACACAAAUGUAAAAAAUUAAAUAUUUCUUUGGUUCAAAAUUAAGUUGUCUCUAUGGAUUAAUGAGCCAAAACUAAAUGUUAAAAAUCACUACAAACUUUUUAUAUCAUUUCUAAGAUAGCCAGUAUAUCUGAUGUGGUGCAUUAAAUGUGUUAAAAAUUGCUGAAUUUUUCAUACUUACUUCACAUGUACAGUAUGUUUUAAAUAUACCCCGUAAAGGAUUAUAUGACACACGGCACUAUAUCAAAAAUACACACACCAUCUCUCUCUAUUAUUGUCGUACUAGUGACUAAUAAUAUGUCAGUCAGGUUAAAGCAGAGGCACAAAAUUGGUGAGUUCACAGCAAUUGAGUCAUUCUGAUGUGGAAAUAGAAAGAACAAAACACAUCAGACUGUUGGAAGACCGAGAGGACGCAAACCACAGAAACAUUUCAAAAGAGUUUCUGCAAAGUUUUCAAGUCCCACAAAAGGAACAAUUUUGCCUUGUUUGAACAAACCAAUAUCUUGAGUGUAUCCCCUCUCCUUCCGGUUGUGUAAAGUUCCAGGGGAAACAGCUACAACAUACUAUUUAAUGAGAUAACAGCAGAAGCAAAUGAGAUCUCUGAAACUCUUUGCAGUACAACUCUGACUCAAUACAGGACUGGGCCACUUUAGUAUUUAUAAAGAUUUGAAUGGUUUGAUAAUCAUGUAAACCAUAGUUUAAAUUCACGUAGUGCAAAAACAAAAAUGUCGAAACCAAAUGUUUUAUUAUGCAAUGUAAAAAUAUGUAACUUUUUUGUUUUGAUGCCAGCAUUUCAAAGUUGGGACAAGGACAACAAAACAACGUUUUUUAAAUGGAUGUUUUUAGUCUUAAAAUACUCUGUCCACAUGACAGCGAUAAUGUGUGACCUGAAACUGAAUUCGCAAGUGCAUAAAACUCCGACCUACAAUUGGACGGCACUUUGUGUCGCGUUCACACCAUAAAAUCACCUACUCAUUCACUGACAAAUGACUCACUCCAUUUGCGUGCUUGUAUCACAUCUGCAAAGUCCCCAAAUAUGUGUGAAUGCAAGAGACGAGAGAAAGGGAAGAGGGGUUUCUACAUUUCCAUGUUACAUAGCAGAAGGUUAAAUACACUGUGAGAGCCUGUUGUGUUAAAACAAUUUACCAGAUAAUCAGACCUCCUCACUCACUUUCAUCCAGUUGGGCUCCUUUUUUUAUUUCUGUCUCUGUGUCACAAACAAGUUGUGUCCCACGGGUUAAGUGGUUGCAUAGCCUACUGUCACGAUGAGUUUAUUCUCCAUUUUACACAUGGAUAAAUCUCUGCUGGUCUAUUGUUGACAUACGUCUCCAGGGAAUCUUCAUGCCGAUUGUUUGGGGUCUCUUGAAAGUUAAAAUGGGAAGAGGUUUAUUAUGCUGUGAAAGUGUGUGAGCAAAUACUUUAACAAUUUAAAAAUAAAGUUUCCUAGAGAAAGAAUCAGAGGAUUCAUCAUCUAUAGUUCGAUAUCAUUAAAAAUCUGAUAGUCUGGGUAUAUCUGUUAAAAUUAAAAAGAAAAAAAAAGGCUGAAAUGGCUGUGAUUUUCUGAUCCCUAGGUGGCAUUUCAAAGAGACAUAACUCUGGAGUGGAAAUCACUGCAUGGAUUUUAAACAAUAUUUUCAUAUCCAAUCCAGUCCAAUCCGCUUUACUUAAAUAGCACAUUUUAAAAAACAUUCAAGUUAACCAAAGUGCUGCAUAAUAAAAUUAAAAGAACAGACACCGCAGAAAACGUCAAGAUGAAAUAAAUAAAAGCAGGUAAAAAACAUUUAAAAUGAAAUAAAAUAAAUGAGAUAAAAACACAAAUACACAAAACAAAUAAAAGUGAAAUAGUCAUAUUAGAAACCAUAUUUUUACACAGAAUAAUUCUUUGAGCCCAAUUAAGGUGGACUGAAAGCAAGCGGAAAACUCUCCUGUGGUCUGUCUCAUCAGAAUUUCACAUUCUGACCCCCCUCAAGCAUACUGUAAGGAUAAAGCACAUUUCAACUAAGAAAAAUAAACUUGUUGUACAAUAACUUUGCUUAUAAACACACCAUGGGGCUUAUCUCGCCUGUGUCUGCAGAGAUCCAGCAGAGGGCACUGGUGUUACACACAAAAUACCUGCCUGAAUGUAGGGACAUGAGCACUUCUAACACGGGCUUGGUGUAGGAAUGAUUUCAGUGAUCUUCAGUCAGUUCCUGCUGAAAAUGUCCCUGUUAUCAGAGUGAAUGCUCAGAGAGUGAAAUAAAUCUAUGAUCCACCCUUUCCUUCCUUUUCAGGAGAGACUCACCUGUGAUCUGUGCCUCUUCGACAUGGAUUACGCCUGGCAGUCAUGACACCAUCUGUAUCCCGAGUUUUCCUCCUCCUCCUCCUCUUCAGCCUCCUCACCUCGUCUCUGCUCUAUUUCAAUCUCUCAGGGCCGACACUCUCUCUACUUAAACAUCAACAACAUGUCCCUAAGAGAAACAUUAGCAUCUUGCUGUGGCACUGGCCUUUCGGGCGCUCUUUUAGGCUUCGUGGAGACAAAUGUCUGUCAAAGUAUAACAUCAGUGGCUGUUUGCUCUCUGAUAACACCUCCACCUUGCCAGCUGCAGAUGUGGUUGUCUUCCAUCAUCAGGAACUGAGCGGAGAUCAUUCUCUGUUGCCUCUGCACCGGGAUAGGCCGGCCUCCCAGCACUGGGUGUGGAUGUCUAUGGAACCUCCUAUCAACAAUGUGAACCUCUCACAGCUCAAUGGCCUCUUUAACUGGACCAUGAGUUACAGGCGGGACGCAGACAUAUCUGUCCCUUAUGGACAGACCCUGUUAGGGGGUGAUGGACACGUCUUUACACCUGCUCCAAACCGCUCCUGCCUGGUGAGCUGGGUGGUUAGCAGAUACCACCCUAAGCAGGCUCGUUCUGCUGUUUACCAGAGUUUAAAAAAGUAUGUCCCGAUACAAGUGUACGGCAGGUGGAACAAAAGACCCCUGUCAGAGAGGAAACUGCUGCCCACCAUCUCAAAGUGCUUAUUUUACCUUUCCUUUGAGAACUCUGAAGCCACAGACUACAUCAGUGAGAAGCUCUGGAGGAACGCUUUCCAAGCAGGAGUCGUACCAGUCGUCCUCGGCCCCAGAAAGGCCACCUACGAGGCCUUGGCCCCUCCUGGGUCCUUCAUCCAUGUGUCUGAUUUCAGGAGCACAGCAGGUCUGGCUGCCUAUUUGAAGCAUGUGGCUGCAGACAUGAAGGAGUAUGAGAAAUUCUUUCAAUGGCACCAAACUCACAGAAUAAAAACCUACACUCACUGGAUUGAAAGACUGUGCCAAAUCUGUGUCCAGUACCCCAGUUUAAAACCGAAUAAGGUCUAUGAGCACCUGGAGGACUGGGUUCACAGCUGAAGGCCUGUUAACCCUAGAACACUAUCACUGGGUAAUUUUCACCCAACCAAACAUGUUUACGUGAUUUUUAUUAUGUUGUGUUUGUCUGAGUAUCAUGGGUCUCUGGGUAGCUUCAGCAUUGCCUUUGACAUCUUUGAAGGUUUAUUUGUUUCCCUGAUCUAAAACCCGCUUUUUCCUACAGGCACGUGUUCGGGUGAUUUUAGAGAUAGAGGGUAAAGUAGGUUUGUGUGGAUUUGAUAGCUGCAUGUAGGCGAAUAAGGUCAGUAAGAGUGGUCCUGGAAAUUGCGUGCUAUCUUUAGUUAGCACAGUGGUUAUGAAUAACUAUCACUCACUCAAAAUAUGCCGUUAUUAUGCUGUUAUUGUGCCAAAGACCCUGAGUCUUCACCAGGGAAGACUGACAUGCCCCCAGGAAAAGAAACUAAGUUUACAGUUUCUAUACAUAUAUUUUUUAGGAUUUUUUGUUCAUGUAUAGCUAAUUUCUAUUAUUUUGUUGGCACUUUUUUUCAUCCCUUUGGACAUUGCACAGUAAAAAUAAAAGAAAACUACUUUAAUUUCUCAUGUAUUGUCCUAUUUUGAUGACAAGUACUUUAUCUUGGGUAUAUUAUUUCUGGUAAAAAUCACUCGAUAGCGAUAGUGGGGGUGUUACUAAUUUUCGCGGUAGUGUUCUAGGGUUAAAUGUGCAAGGGGGGUUCACUCUUGUUCAAGUUGUCUCUAUUCUACCUGAGCCUUUUUAGAUAAUCAACGCUCCCAAUGUCUUUAAAGUGGUGUUUUUGCUUAAAAGCACUGAGUCAUUUGUAAACUAGACAUGCUCUCCACCUCAGUGUAUGCCUGUGUUCCUGCAUUGGAGUCAAUAGGUCAUACAAGGAGGCCACCAUAAAAGAAAACCGUAUGUAAUGGAAGUGAAUGAUGAUUAAUUGACUCAAUCCUGCCAGUGUGGCUCUCACAGAAUAUAUAACGAGGAUCAUUGUUACAGUUUGUAAACUUCUGUGUUUAAAUGUCUGUUUACCUCUUUUUAUCUGGGCUGGUUUAUGCCUCAAGAUUUAUGUAACACCUUUAAAAGGUAAAGACAAUUUAGCCACAUCUUGCAUUCAUGUGAUAACGCUCAGCUCAAACAGCAUAUCGCUACACAAUCUUCGCACGCCCAUAGGCCUUAUCAAGUGUCAAUCAUAGAAAAUAAGAACCCGAAAUAGCUUUUGAAAAUGGAGCUGCACAGAAAAAAGUAAAAAAGAAAAACUAGACAGUAUUGACUUAGUAGUUAUCAUGUAAUUACCAGAUAAUUUCAUGUUGUUACUAGGUAAUUACCUGUUAAUUACCUGGUUGUAAGUGUACCAUAUAAGAAAGCGUUACCAAGAUCUCUAAAAUGGGGUUAGAGAUUAUUUUGUAAAAGAAGAGAGACUCUAGAACACAGUUUGCUGAUGAUUAUAUAAAUAUUUAUUUCCUUAAUUUCAGCUGUGGUAUAUCCUCAUGCAUGCAAACAGGGCGAUAAAGAAGUCAUAAUGUAGUCUAAAAACAGUCUGUAUCAAAGAGAGCUAGUCUAGGUAGUUGUUUUAGAGUUCCUUCAACAAGACAGCCUGUUCGGUUUGUGUUCGGCUCUCAGCUCAGGUGAAGAGAAAGCAGAGAUAUGUCACAUUAAAAAAGGCAAACAGUAUGCGAGUUAUAUUUUCUGUAAAUCCCUCUUUGUCUCCCAUUUUUGUUCUCUGAGCUCAGCGAGUUUAAUUCAAACAGUCUUUACAACACAGUUCAACAUCUCCAGUGUUAAUACUCCCUGGUGAUUUUUUUUUUUUGUUUUUUUACAUGUGUGUUUGUGUGUAAUGUGUGCAGGUCAAGUAGAGUUUGAUGUGCUCCUCCGUUGUGGGCGAGCGAGAGGCAGAGAGAGAUAGAGAGAGAGAGAGGGAGAGGGCUGAAGAGAGAGGAGCCACACACAGUGACUUUCCUGAGAGACGACAGCAAGAGGCCACAGUUACAUCUAGGGUUCCUGUUACAAACAUCCAUCACUGAAGCUGAGAAUCAUCCUGUGGGUGUAAUUUAAUAUCUAUGCAAUACAGCAAUUUGACAGAAGGACGGCUUGUUGACGCCCAGGUGUGGAAUAUUUUGGCCAGGUGAGAUUGUUUAUUGAUAGCAGCUCAAGUAAAGGGAAAAGCAGAGAAUAUCCAUUGAGGGUGAUUCCAUCAAUAUUAGGAAUUUGUUUUUUUAAUAUUCAUUAUGUUGAUGUCUCCAAGAAGGGCCACCAAAUGACUAAUGUGAAAGUCAUAAUAGAUAAACUUCUUGUAUUACACACAGGCCAUAGGUAUCUUAUGGAAGAAUAAACUCUUUUAAUUAGGAUCUUUAAAAUAUUAUGAUAUAUAAUAAACAUAAACCUUCUUUAUUCAUAAUUUUUGCUUUGGUAUGACUUGCAAUUUAACUGCGUUAUUCUUUUUGGCAAGUCAAAAAGGUUCUUUUUAUAUAACCUCUAUUUUUACAGUGGUUGAAAAAUAACUGUAUCAUGGCAAUUCUAUCAAAAGUUACGAUUGUUUUCUUUUAACCAUGGUUUUAUUACAAAAUCGAUCGGUAAACUGUAUACGAAAAGUGAGCAGAGCACCGUGUCAUCAUCCUUUACUUUUUUGGCCUGAAGUUUAAAAUUUUGACUGUUGCCACUAGAUGGAACUAAUGUCCUCGUCAUUUCAACUAAAAUGUGUUAAUUCCCUAAUUAAGUGAGUUUAGAGGUCAGAAACUCACAGAAAACAAUGGAAAUUGAGCUCAAUUUAACUGUAAAAAGGAUCACAGAAUGGUUGGACUCCAUACAGGUUAAUGGGGUUAAAUUGUUUCACUGAAUGUGGCUUAUUUUAGCAGAGCUAGAACCACCAGCCUUCAGUCCUCCUUGCAAGUUUACGUCCACAAGCCUGUGCUGGUUACUCAUCGCUCCAGUCAAGGGGUAAAAAGUCCGUUUAACUAGACACAGCCUACAUACAAUUGUAUCUCCAUUUCCCAGAUCAAAAUACUGAUAAAUUGCUCCUCACUGAAAUAUGGCAUCCGUCAGCUGGUGGGUGGCUUUGGUGCAGCUUAAAUACAUCAUCUGACUACAUUUCAGGCCUACAAUAAUAUAUAUAUUCAUGAUUAAAUUGUGAUAUUUCAAGGAAAAUGCCCCAAUAUAGAUUUGCAUGUUUCUUCUUGGCAUAAUAUUCCUUUACUGAGAGAGAUGGGACAGUAGAGGGAGUGGAAAACUCUCACAGACUGGUUUAUGAUUAUAUUUCUUCUUACAACCUGCACCAGUCUGUUACUGCUGUUUCUACUUCUUAUAAACAGUCUCUGAAUCUGACUGUGAAAUUUAUCACAAUACUUUUUGUUUUAUCAUGUAAAUACACAAUAAUGAUAAAAUGAUUAACAGUCAUAGAUUCAAUGUUGUUGAUGUUACCAUAGUGUGACGUAGUAUAAAUAUAUUCUUUAAUAGUUCUAUGGCAAAAUAUCUUUUAUUUCUUCAAAUACAUCUUUCAAUUAUUUUGAGGUUCUGACCUUGAGGACAUCUUGAUGUAAUAAAGUUUGUACUCAUAUUUUCCAGUUUGGUCAAGUUUUUUUUGUUUUCAUUUAAGCAAAGUUUCGAGUUCACUUAAAAUAAUGUGUGUCUCGGUGAUUUACAUUGAUUGGUCAUUUGGCCAGCAGGCGUCUGACGUCAACACAUUAAAUAACGCGGGUCUUGGAUCUGAAUCUGUGCAGUGAUCUUAGGGGGCAAAAAUACUGAUAAUGAGGCACUGCGGUGGUUGGCUGACUGAAUGUUGUCCGCAGAGGGGGCAGCCUAGUACUGACAAAUGUAGUAGCAGAAAAGCACCAAAAUAAAAAUGCCAAGCACUUGAGAAGAACCAACACCGGUGGUUUACACAAGACACACAUGAUCCAGAGUCUGAUCUGGAUCAUGUCACAGUUACAACAUUAUAUCUCAGAGAAGUGUAUUCAAAAUUGAAUUCAAUUCCACCUUUUGGCCUUUUUGUUUAACUGCAUGCCAUUGCAGAUCCCUCCUGUUGUUACAUCACCACAGGAGCAAAUUCAAAUCAUCUCUUGGAGACUGUUUACAUGGAAAUCUAUUUUGACUGAUCCUUUAAAUGUAAGCUAUGUUUUGGGAAACUUUAAAUGCAAACUUAAAAACCAGACCCUUUAAUCUUUUACAGACAUUCAUCCCUUCUAUCAAUGUGUAAACUCAGACAACAGUAAAUUCACAGCUAUAUCUGCACACGCUGAUAAGCUGCCAGUCAAAUCGUCUGUUAUGCCUCCAGCUUCUGGCCUGACACGCAUAUCCCAGUGGUUUUAGUAGAUCUGUUUGUACAUAGAAUAUUUUCAGAACAUUUGAGUAAGACUGAUGAUGUUUUUAAAAAUGCAAAGAAAUGGCUUUUCCACUUUUACUGGGGCAGUGCUCGUCCAACUAAGGCCUCACAAGAUAUGUUUCUCAGUAGUAGUACUAUAGAUACAAUGCAGAGGCGUCUUUGCUUCCAUACUCUCAGGGUUACUAUGCUGGAGGAUGACUUAAGUGUGUAGACAAUAAAUAUGUUUUUCAUUACAUGGAACCUUUAAAAAUUUGGUAGGGUUUAAACAUUGCCGGUGACCUUGUUAUGACGAUUAGGAUGAUUCACAGAUACUCUCUGCUUUUCCCUUUAUAAAAUUCAAUUAAAACCCCUUCUGCACAAUUACAAAUAUAUAUCAAAUAAGCUUUUGAAAACCUCUAAAAUCCCAGACAUUAACUGUCCUUUCCACAUGUGCAGAUAAAUAAUUUACGAUAAGGAAACAAACAACAGUAGAGUAUGUGACACAGCACUCACUGACAAACACACUGAGUGAGAGGUAACAUCUCUGC
Xyrichtys novacula (pearly razorfish) is the source of this 8981-nucleotide messenger RNA. The record is from the annotation of a GenBank genome assembly. NCBI's taxonomy places the organism in Eukaryota, Metazoa, Chordata, Actinopteri, Labriformes, Labridae.